GAGAACGCAUGCAGUUGGUGCACAGAGCUGCAGGCCCAUAGCAAGGGCGCAGUAGUCCGAGAGCCGCGAUUUAUUGUUUGCUUCUACCACGCAGCAGUUGCUUUGUCCUAUAUCAAUAGCGCAUCAGGAGACUCAUAAUCACAGCCUACAAAUAAAUAUCAGUUGAUUACAAGGAGCACGAGCAAAAAUGGCGCAGCCAGCUGUGCCAGCGCCGGACCUGGACUCGCUGCUGAUGGCAUGCCUGUCGAAUAACACAGAGGCCAUCAAGGCCGCUGAGGCCGCCCUGAAGAAGCUGACUGGGUCGCCCGCCCUCAUGCCGGAGCUGCUGGCACGUGCCGCCGGCCACCCCUCGCCCGAGGUUCGGCAGCUGGCGGCGGUGCUGCUGCGCAAGGCCGUGACCAAGCACUGGACCAAGCUGGGCGAGCAGGACCGCGCGCACGUGCAAGCGGUGCUGUUGGAGCGGCUGGUUGCGGAGCCCACCCACCCCGUGCGCAAGAGCCUGGGCCACCUGGUGGGGGUGGUGGCUCGCCACGCCGUGCCGCGGGCCGAGUGGCCGGGGCUGCUGGAAUUCCUGGGGCGCUGUGCCGCCAGCGGCGAGGCGGGGCACCGGGAGGUGGCGCUCAGCCUGCUGGGCAGCCUGGCGGAGCACGUGGGCGAGCACCUGGCGCCGCACGUGGCCUCGCUCCUGGCGGUGGUGGGCGCGGGGCUGCGCGACCCCGCGCCGGACGUGGUGCGGGCGGCGGUGCGCUGCCUGGAGCCGCUGGCGGGCCUGGUGGCGGGCGGGCCGGCGGCGGGCGUGGAGGCCUUCCACGGCCUAGUGGCGGCGCUCAUGGAGGUGGCUGCCGCCGCGCACGCCGCCUCCCCCCAGGACGACGAGACGCUGGUGGCGGCGCUGCAGCUGUUCGUGGAGCUGUGCGAGGCGUCGGCGCCGCUGCUGGGCAAGCACCUGCCGGCGGUGGUGGCGCUGGCCAUGCGGGUGGGGACGGACCCAGGCACGGAGCUCAGCACGCGGGAGGCGGCGCUAGAGGUGGUGCACUGGAUUGCGCGCUUCAAGCCCAAGCAGCUGGGCCGCAACAAGGAGCUGGUGCGGCAGGUGGUGACGGCGCUGUGUGCCAUGGCCGCGCAGCCGCCGCCGCCGGACCUGGACCCCGAGGACGACGGCGUGCUGCCGCCCAGCAAGAUGGCCACACAGGCCCUGGACGCGGUUGCACUACACGUGCCCCCCGCCGCCGUGUUCCCGCCCGUCAUGGCCUUUGCGCGCGAGGCGCUGGCCGCCCCGCAGCCCGCCGCGCGCGACGCGGGUCUGACCUGCCUGGCGGUCAUCUUUGAGGGCUGCCGGGAGCCGCUGAGGAAGAGGCUCAAGGACGUGGUUCCGCUGCUGCUAUCCGGCCUGCGCGAUGGCGAGGCCAGUGUGCGGGGCGCCGCCGCCUUCGCGCUGGGCAUGGCGGCCGAGUUCCUGCAGCCCGAGAUCGUGGAGCACUACAAGGAGGUGCUGCCCCUGCUGUUCCCGCUGAUGGCGGAGGGCAAUGCGGACGUGUGCGAGCGCACCUGCUACGCCCUGGACACCUUCUGUGAGGCACUGGAGGGUCCCGAGAUCGUGCCCUACCUGCAGCAGCUGGUGGGCGGGUUGGGCGCCGUGCUGGGCUGCAGCGGCCCGCCGGUACAGGAGCUGUCGCUGUCGGCUCUGGCGUCCGUGGUGGCGGCGGCGGGCAAGGAGUUCGAGCCCUACCUGGGCUCCGUGCUGCCGGCGCUGCACCCCUUCAUGUCCUCCUCCGCGCCCGCACUGGCCGCCUGCCGCUGCCGCGCCACCGAGACGGCGGGGCUGCUGUUCGAGGCGCUGGGCGGCCCGGGCGGCAGCGCACAGCUGAGGGCGCUGGCGGGGCCGCUCAUGGAGCUGGGGCUGCAGGGCUUCAAGCUGGACAGCAGUGAGCUGCGCGAGUACGGGCACGGGCUGUUCUCCUGCAUCGCCAAGAGCCUGGCCGCCGACUUCGCGCCCUUCCUGCCGCACUGCGUGCCGCUGGCGCUGGAGUCCAUCGCGCAGGACGAUGGCGUGUUCGGUGAUGACGACGACGAAGAGGAGGAGGAGGAGGAUGACGAGGACGAGGAGGAGGAGGACAAUCGGCGGGCGCAGCAGUUGAGCAUUCGCACGGGUGUGCUGGACGAGAAGUGUGCCGCUACCAGCGCGCUGGGUCUGUUCGCUCAGGCCUGCCCCGCCGCCUUCACGCCCUACCUGGAGCCGACGCUGGCGGCCUUUACCAAACAGCCCGGAGGCAUGUGCAGGUACUUCCACGAGGAGGUGCGGGUGCAGGCGGCGGAGGCGCUGCCGCGCCUGGUGCUGUCCGUGUACGCAGCCUGCCCGCCGCCGCCGGGGGCAGCGGGGGCCGCGGCCGUGCUGCCGCCGGUGCGCGCGGUGCUGGACGUGGCGUGCAAGGAGCUGACCCGGGCCCUGGAGGACUCGGAUGCGGCGGUGGUGGCCGCCGCGCUGCAGGGCCUCACCGCCCUGCUGCGGCAGCUGGGGCCGGAGCCGCUGGGCGGCGCGGUGCUGGGCGCGCUGUCGGGAGCCGUGACGGCGGUGUUCAAGAGCGAGGCGCCGUGCCAGGCCUACCUGGACGAUGAGGACGACGACGGCGGCGACGACGACGAGGAGGGCGGCGGCGGCGCGGCGGCCGAGGAGGAGCUGUUCACGGCCGCCGUGGACUGCAUGCCGGCCUUCGCGGCGGCGGGCGGCGCCGACGCCUACGCGCCCGUGUUCGCGUCGCAGCACCUGCCCGCCCUCGUGGCGCGGCUGCGGCUGCCGCACCAGCCGCCCGACCUGCGGGGCGUGCUGGUGGGCGGCAUCGCGGAGGCGGCGGAGGUGCUCAAGGCCCACCUGACCCCCCACCUGGGCGACCUGCUGCCGCUGCUGCUGCGCGAGCUGCGCUGCUCCGAGCCCAUCAACCGCCAGAACGCCGCCUUCGCCGCCGGCGUGCUAGCGGCCGGGUGCGGCGGCGCCGCCAUGGCCCCGCACCUGCCCAAGCUGCUGCAGGCCCUGCACCCGCUGUUCGCCGCCACGGAGAACGACGGUGUGCGCGACAACGCCCUGGGCUGCGUGGCGCGGCUGCUGACCGCCGCCGCCGACCCCGCCGCGCCGCCGCCCGCCGGCCCCAGCGCCGCCGCCGCGGGGCUGCUGCCGCUGGAGGCGGUGCUGCCGGUGUUCCUGGGGGCGCUGCCGCUGCGCGAGGACCUGAGCGAGGCGGGCGCGGUGUACGGCGCACUGUGCGCACUCAUGACAGGCGACCUGGCCCAGCGGAUAGCGCCGCUGGUGCCGCAGAUUGUGUCCGCCUUUGGCGCGGCGGCGGUGCAGCAGCCGCCGCUGCCGGCGGCGGUGGUGGGCCAGGUGGCGGCGACGCUGGCGGCUGUGGCGGCGCAGUACCCCGGACCCAUGGGGCCACUGGUGGCGGCGCUACCAGACGACCAGAAGGCGGCGCUGCAGGCGGCGGCGGCAGCGGCGGGGGCGGCGCCGUCCUAGUGCAUAGGCUUGCUUGAAGGGGGGGGAGAAUCGGGAGGGGCGGAGGAGAAGAGGGGGAUAGGAGUGUCGUAGUAGGAAGGUGUGCUCGGAAGGAGCAGCAAGAUGUGCGGUGUAUGGGGCGGGACCACGGGGGCGCCAUUGCGGCAGAAGCAGCAGACCCACCUGGUGGCAUGACAGGAUGCGGAUGAGGUCGAUGAGCAAGGCGGUGACAGGGGCGGCGCAGUUGGCUACGAACCAUAGUGCGUGCGUUGGGCGAGCUGUUUAGCGGAGCGUCGGGACAGGGCUGGGAGUGCGAUGGGACAGGUUUUAGGCAGGUUGGCGAGGUCCCGUAGGGUGCAGCUGACGCCCAUACCCCAGGCAGACGCCAAACAAUUUGCAGCGGCAGAGCAGUAUGUAGUGCAUGGCUGGUCGAACGCCGGAGUUACUGUACCACGGGACAGGGCUGGGAAGGAGGUGGUGUGAGGUUGUACAUCAGAGACUGA
Messenger RNA from Chlamydomonas reinhardtii, 3990 nucleotides. RefSeq lists its product as uncharacterized. Gene Ontology annotation, molecular function: nuclear import signal receptor activity; small GTPase binding. The transcript is spliced from 22 exons. Gene Ontology annotation, cellular component: nucleus; cytoplasm. The record is from RefSeq and is a predicted model, not a curated record. The coding region runs from base 188 to 3508 and encodes 1106 amino acids. NCBI's taxonomy places the organism in Eukaryota, Viridiplantae, Chlorophyta, Chlorophyceae, Chlamydomonadales, Chlamydomonadaceae. Gene Ontology annotation, biological process: protein import into nucleus.